AUGGAGGGCGAUCGAACCGCGUACGUGCCCAAGCACGCUGGGCGCAACAUCUUUCCAUGUCAUGGCCUCUUCAAUCGGCUCGUACGCUUCGCACAUCAAUCGCCACCACGGCUAUGUGUUCGGGAUGACAACACUGGACACGAAGCAACACAUUUGCAGCUGAUGUCCGAUGUUCUUGCACUCCGACAGCGCAUAUGGAGCAACCUUGGCCAGGAUGUCCGUCAGGCGCUGGAGUGGAAGCAGGAAGUUUACAUCGCCGUUCUUGCGCCGGGCGGUUACGAGUAUACGGUCGCUAUGCUUGCUGUUCUUGCGCUCGGUGCAGCCGUGGUGCCGAUGACUGUUGCGCUUCCGCCAGAGGAGGCGCUGUACUUCGUAAAGAAGUCUCGAGCAGCGGCAAUCCUCGUGUCUUCCGGCGCCCUACGUCUUGGUCUGGCACUGGAACGUCUGAUCAGAGACCAAAACCCUUACAGCACCUUCUCCUGCAUACCAGUCGGGCCUUCAACAUUCACACGUUGCCUGCACCCCAGCGAGCUCAUCAUAUCUUCUGAUCUCUUCCUCAGCGACAACGAGCCCGGCGUCGUGAUCUUCACGUCCGGGACUACGGGCCCACCCAAAGGCGCUGUUAUGCGACGAGGCUAUACAUUCGACGGCGCACUCUCCGUCGCUGAUCAUUACCGAAUAACGCAGGAAGACGUGCUUCUCCAUGUGCUUCCCGUCCACCACGCCACGGGUCUGGGCAUAAUGUUCUUCCCGUUCCUCAUCUCCGGCGCAUUGAUAGAGUACCGGAGUAGUGGCUUCAGCCCUGAAUGGACAUGGGAGAGGUGGCGUAAAGGAGGUCUGACAUUUUUCUCCGGUGUGCCGACGAUCUACAUGCGUAUGAGGCGGUACUACGAGCAGACUCUGUCCAAGCGACCGGACGUGAACCGAUACAUCGCUGGCGCACGGAAGUUGAGAGCAUGCUUAUGCGGAACAAGCGCUCUGCCCAAACCCAUUGCGGACUUCUGGACGGACAUCUUGGGCAAGAAGAUUCUGCUCCGGUACGGUGCGACGGAGAUUGGCGCAGUCUUCAAAGUAGAAUACGACCAGUGGUCUAUCGUGCCAGAUGGCUCGGUUGGGACACUGUUCGCUGGCUGCGAUGUGAAGUUGUCAGAAGGUAACGAGGGUGAGAUUCUUGUCAAAAGCCCGGAAAUGUUCAGCAAAUACCUCUUCGAUCCCGAUGCGACGAGCGCAGCUCAUACGCCAGAAGGUUAUUACAAGACCGGAGACAUAGCGCGGAGAGAGGGCGAGCAUUACUGGAUCAUGGGCCGUGCCAGUGUCGACAUUAUCAAGAGCGGUGGGUACAAGAUCUCAGCGCUCGACAUCGAGCGUGAGAUCAUGGCCCUGCCGUAUGUGGCGGAGGUAAUGGUGGUGGGUGUGCCCGAUGAAGAGUUUGGUGAGCGAGUUGCGGGCGCCAUUUGCCUGAAGGAUGCGGCGGAUAUGGAGGAUCCCCUGUCGAAGCUUACCGUUGACCGGCUAAGGCAGGACCUCCGGAGCCGGCUUGCUGGGUACAAGAUGCCCACGAUGCUGAGGGUCAUAGAAGGCGAACUCCCGAAAUCGGGGACGGGCAAGGUCGUGAAGAAAGUACUUGGUCCACAAUUCUUCCCAAGCAAUUACCGCACGCUAGCUGAGGUCCAGGUGUGGAGCCCAAGAGAAGAGCAGAGCUGGAAGCCGAAAGCCAAGCUGUAA
Molecule: messenger RNA, 1725 nt
Organism: Baudoinia panamericana UAMH 10762
Lineage: Eukaryota; Fungi; Ascomycota; Dothideomycetes; Mycosphaerellales; Teratosphaeriaceae
Exons: 1
Coding region: 1-1725 (574 amino acids)
Biological process (GO): fatty acid metabolic process
Molecular function (GO): medium-chain fatty acid-CoA ligase activity
Source: RefSeq, a predicted model, not a curated record